AUGCCCCCAACCAAGUGCGCGCUGCUUAUUGCAAGCCCAUAUGGGGAACUCGAGGGGCCAGAGAACGACGUUGAGAUGAUCUCCAGAGUCCUGCACAAGCGGGGGUUCCAAAUCUCUCAGUGUUGUGGUUCAGCAGCAACUCGCGAUGGUAUUCGUUCUGCUUGGCACGAUCUCAUAUCCCAGAUCUCACCUGAUGAUACAGUUGUGAUAUACUAUUCAGGGCAUGGUGGAGAAGCUUUGUCGGUAAAGAGUGCAGACCAACAGGAUUCUAGUCAGCCACGGCGGCUCCAGUACAUUGUCCCAAUAGAUUAUAAGGAGGUCCCCGGAGAGUUCCAUGGAAUUUCAGAAGAGGAGCUGUCUCAGUGGCUGCUUGAUACCACAAACAAAACGCAAAACGUCACCGUCAUCUUGGAUUGUUGUCAUUCCGGUCGCAUGGUGCGCGACUCUCGCUAUGUCAACACAUCCAGACGAAAGAACCUCCCUACAACUCUUUAUCAUAAUAUCGCCCUCUAUAUUCAGUCGCUACAAGAGAAGGGAUUGCUUCGAGAACGCACACACCUGGGAGAUAAUCCUCACGCAGUGCGAAUUGCCGCCGCGGCACCUUGGGAAAGCGCGUAUGAAUAUGAAAAUGAUUGGGGGAUGCCAGUUGGCGCAUUGACUGAGGCCCUCGUUCGCGUGAUUGAAGAAACAGAUGAUGACCACAUCUCUUGGAAAACAGUGAUGCUUCGUGUACAGGAACUAGUCAAUACAUCCUUUCCACAGCAGCAUCCGCGAGUAGAAGGACCGCACACCCGCUUUCUGUUUUCUUUGGAUGGCCGGGACUCUACUUCUCUUUUCAUCAAGCAAGAUGGCCACGAUAAAGCUAUAAUCAAAGCUGGCAGGAUUGCAGGGGUCCGGGAGAAAAACAUCUAUACAGUUAUGCCGCCUGGAUCGGAAGUUGUCAAUUCGCAAUCCCAAAUCGCCACUGCUACAGUCAUAGAUGCCAGCGGGUUUGACGCUGUCGCAACACUUACUUGGAAGAACGGGAGCUGUCAAUUUCCUUGUGGAGGGGCACUGGCGUUUCUCGCCGAAGAAGCUCUCUACAAAUGGCCAGUCUCCGUUCCAGCAGACAUUGCCGCACUUCAGAAGCAUGUUGAGCAAUCCAAGCUCAUCAGGUGCAGCUACGAUAACGAGACAUGUCCUCUAGUGAACAUUAACCAACAAGGCGGCAAACUCACUGUGACCAACAAGUAUGGAGUGGAAGUCUUCUCACAGCGGUUCUAUGGCAAGGAUCCCACAUCUGCUAUGUACAAAGCAGCCGUUGAGGUUGCAGAUCGAAUUGCUCGCGCGCAACACUUCCUUGUCGACACCUCUGAUAGCUCAGAGGAACAUUUGCGGCAUGAUCUUCAAAUCGAGCUUGGGUUAGUGGACGAGGGGCGUCACGGAAGAAUCAUCAAUCCCACUGGAGAGGAUUCAAUCACUGAAAACUCCAACAUCUUCAUCACCCUCAAAAACCAUGACGCGUAUGGCAGUUUGUUCGUGUCUGUUUUUGAAGUGGAGGUGAAUGGUCAGAUCAAUCCAGUGACCGAAAACCCAGAUGGGAUCGACCUGCCCCCGGGGUGGAGUCACACAAUCGGCGGUAGUAAGGCUAGACUUGAGGGACUCAAGGUCAAAUGGCCGCGCAAUAUCUCCAAAGCAAAGCCGGUGAUGGAUACCUUGGUUGUGGUCAUUUCAAGCGACCCGGUGAACUUGCAAUUUCUGACCAGUCCAGAGAUCGCUUCGCGAAGGGCGAUCACAAAUCAAUCAUCUCUGGAGGCUCGCCUUCUCCGACUUGUACAGGGUGCAGACCGCCUUAUUGCGACUGAAAAGAAAAUGGCGAAGACGCGUUAUGAUAUCGUUCAGCUACCUUUUCUAUUGCAGCCACUCAGUUCCCAGAAUACUCAAUUCUAG
Molecule: messenger RNA, 1929 nt
Organism: Penicillium bovifimosum
Lineage: Eukaryota; Fungi; Ascomycota; Eurotiomycetes; Eurotiales; Aspergillaceae
Product: caspase family protein
Exons: 1
Coding region: 1-1929 (642 amino acids)
Biological process (GO): proteolysis
Molecular function (GO): cysteine-type endopeptidase activity
Source: RefSeq, a predicted model, not a curated record